Messenger RNA from Didymodactylos carnosus, 2310 nucleotides. Lineage: Eukaryota; Metazoa; Rotifera; Eurotatoria; Philodinida; Philodinidae. The record is from the annotation of a GenBank genome assembly.
AUGACUCAAUCAAAUCAACGCAUGCACUUGUUUGAUGCGCAGGAAGCACAAGCGCAAUUUCAGCUGCCAUCUUCAACUAUAUUAUCGUCGGCUUUUCCACCAGCUCUACCUCCACCUCCGAUGGGCUUUUCUCUGCCCCCAUCAAGUCAACACAUGCAAUUAUUUGGUGCGCAGCAAGUGCAAGUUCAGCUGACACCUUCAACUAUAUGGUCGUCGGCUUUUUCACCAGCUCGACCUCUACGUGCGUUUGGCGUUUCUAUGUAUUCAUCAAAUCAAAUCAUGCAAUUGUUUGCUGCGCAGGAAGCACAAGCGCUAUUUCAGCCGCCACCCUCAACUAUAUCAUUGUCCUCUUUUUCAUCAGCUCAACCUCCACCUCCGAUGGGCUUUUCUGUGCCCUCAUCAAGUCAACACAUGCAAUUGUUUGGUGCGCAGCAAGCACAAGCGCAAGUUCAGUUGCAAUCUGCAACUAUAUCAUCGUCGGCUUUUCCACCAGCUCUACCUCCGAUGAGCAUUUCUCUGCCCUCAUCAAGUCAACACAUGCAAUUGUUUGGUGCGCAGCAAGCACAAACGCUAUUUCAGCCGCCACCUUCAACUAUAUCAUCGUCUGCUUUUCCACCAGCUCCACCUCCACCUCCAACGGGCUUUUCUGUGCCCUCAUCAAGUCAACACAUGCAAUUGUUUGGUGCGCAGCAAGCACAAGCGCUAUUUCAGCCGCCACCCUCAAGUAUAUCAUCGUCUGCUUUUCCACCAGCUCCACCUCCACCUCCAACGGGCGUUUCUCCGUUCUCAUCAAAUCAAAAGAUGCAUUUGUUUGGUUCGCAACAAGCACAGCCGCAAUUUCAGCCGCCACCUUCAACUAUAUCGUCGUUGUCUUUUUCAUCAGCUCAACCUCCACCUCGGAUGGGCUUUUCUGUGCCCUCAUCAAGUCAACACAUGCAAUUAUUUGGUGCGCAGCAAGCACAAGCGCAAUUUCAGCCGCCACCUUCAACUAUAUCAUCGUCGGCUUUUCCACCAGCUCAACCUCCACGUCCGAUGGGCUUUUCUCUGCCCCCAUCAGAUCAACGCAUGCAAUUGUUUAGUGCGCAGCAAGCGGAAGUUCAGCUGCCACCUUCAACUAUCUCAUCGUCGGCUUUUCCACGAGCUCAACCGCCAACUAUAAUGGGCUUUUCAUCUAAUGAAUGCAUGCAAUCCUUUGGUUCGCAGGAAGCACACGCUCAGUUUCAAUCGCCAGGUUUAAGUCUAUCGCUGUUGUGUGAUCCUUAUUCAAAUUUCUUAUUUGCAACCUCAUCAGAACAAGAUAAUACCAUGUCUGGACCGUCGCACCCAGAUCUAGCGAGCGAAAUGUCCAGUAGUUCGUCGUUUAGUUGGGGCUUCCCGUCGGCCGCUGCUAAUUAUACAGAUGCUUCGAGUUUAUGUCAUGAAUACACUUUAUCGGCAUUGUCCAAUGUAUUCUGCCUGGAUGACGGCGUUGUCGAACCAUUAUUUGGAAUAACUAACACCGGAUCGAAUCAAGAAGCUGUUGACCGUCGGUCCGAUGAGUUGGAUUUGGUGCUUUUGUCCGAUGUUGCUCAGUCAUCGAUUGGUGUUGAAACAGUUGAUAAAGAAAUGGCAUGUGUCUUACGUCGAAAUGCAGAAAUACCUUCGAGACAAAUACGUGACUCAUUUACAAAUGCAUAUGGAUAUCAACAUACGGGUAUUAUCAAAAUUUUUGAAGCGGAUGAUAAUGAUACACCGUUACUUGCCAGAAUAAAAGAGACACCUUUCUCAUCAAAGUUGAUCGAGAGUCUAUUUCAACUUCAAAAUCGCGAUGGUUCAUUUUCAAUGUCAAAUGAAUUAGGCGAAUUAUUUAACAAUACAGAGUUUGAUAUUGUGGAAAGAAAACUCGUUGAGCAAGGUCUCAACUCAUUAGCUGAAAAAACACGAAAUGAGAUACGUAGUUUAAUAUGUACAGCGUGUAUUUUAUUCUAUUUUUUGUACAAAAGUAAAUUAUCAUCGAAACUCAGUUUUCCAGUUAAUAUUAAUUCGAUUAAACGUCUCGUAGAAAUUAUUCGACAAUGUGUACAUACUCAACAACAAAAUGUUGAUUUAAUAAGUCAGUCUUACAUUCAUGAAUGUGAAAAAGCAGUUGAUUAUGUAUUAAGUGUACGUGACAUGCAUGCAUUCUACUGUAAACAUAUGGAAUUGAGCUCGUCAUGGGAAUUAUACAUUCAACAAACAUUACUUGGUCUUGGAAACAGAAGCACACAGAGUGAUGAUGAUAAUAAUAAUGAACUCGAUUUUAGAGCACUCUUAAAACAACAAUGUAAUUGA